Molecule: messenger RNA, 2739 nt
Organism: Fusarium keratoplasticum
Lineage: Eukaryota; Fungi; Ascomycota; Sordariomycetes; Hypocreales; Nectriaceae
Product: NACHT domain-containing protein
Exons: 2
Coding region: 1-2739 (912 amino acids)
Source: RefSeq, a predicted model, not a curated record
AUGGAUCCCCUCACGAGCCUCAGUCUUACCUGUGCCAUCGUCCAACUUGUCGACUUUAGCACCAAGCUCAUCAAAGGCACCGCUGAGAUCUAUGGUUCUGCCACUGGCGCCACCCUCGAAGAUUCAAUCCUCAAAGUCCAUACUCGGCGUCUCAAAGACCUCACAUCCGAUCUGAAACAUGGAACGUCUUCACCGUCGGGUCCACUCGAGAAAAAUCUCCAAGAGCUUGUGGGAGAGUGUCGAAAGUUAUCAGACCAGCUCUUGACAUAUUUGGAGAAGACGGCAGCGAAAGACGGGUCGCUUGUUGCAAGUGCAACGGCUGCGUGGAAUAGCCUCCGAUACAAGGCAGCCAAGAAGGACUUGCAGAGCCAGCUCGACAGUUGCCAGGACCAGCUGACGUUGUACUUGAAUGCCCUGAUGCGGUCGGAGAUAAAGGAAAGGCUGGAAAGCCUUGCCCAAUCCCAACAGUUGAAUGCUCAACGGUUUGCAUCCCUCGAGAGACUGAUGGGGAAGCUUCGUGAAGGAGUUCAUGUCACUUCAUUGGAUGGUGACAUCAAAAGCCAGCUGGGUGAGCUCUUGGGGUUGUCUGGGAGAACCUACGACUCCAUGCGAAAGCGCCGCAUCUUACAAAGUCUCUCCUUCGAGACAAUGCAUUGGCGGAUAGACGAGGUCCACUCAGCACAUAUUGGCACGUUUGAUUGGAUCUUAUGUGAUGGCUCAUUCGUGGAGUGGCUGUCACAUGGCCGCGGCGUUUUUCACAUCGCAGGCAAGCCGGGAUCUGGCAAAUCAACCCUGAUGAGGUUCCUUUGCUAUGAUCCUCGCACGGAAGAGCGCCUUGAACAAUGGGCGGCCGGUAGCCAUGUCGUGCGUGCGAACUAUUUCUUCUGGAGACACGGCGAAAGCGAUCUGCAGAGGAAUCUUGAAGGCUUAUUUCGAGGCUUGCUCCACGACUCGCUCUCUCAAUGCCCCGAUCUGAUUCCAAACGUCCUUCCAGAGCUUUGGGAAGCGUCCAAAUCUUGGGCGAUGCCAUGGCUGUCUGACAGUGGCCUGAAGCUGCAGAAAAACCAGAUUCGUCAUGCAUUCUACAAAAUGAUCAACAAAAGAGACCUGUACCGCGAUCGCCGCUUCUGCUUCUUCAUUGACGGUCUUGAUGAGUACAAAGAAACUACGCGAGAGGACUACGGAGACCUAGUCAAGCUUCUUUUUGAAUGGGUCGACCUCGCUCCACACGACGUCAAGAUGUGCGUAUCCAGCCGGGAACUCACUAUAUUUGAGACUGCACGCUUCAAUCUCGAUCCCAAGUUGAAGCUGAGACUUCAUCAGUUGACAAAAAAAGACAUCGAGACUCUUGUUAGAGAUCGACUUUCGGAACUCUUCCCUUCGAUCGAGGAGGGGGAGAAGUCGCUGGAUCUAUCAUCCUUAACGCAGGCAGUUAUCGCGCGAGCUGACGGUGUCUUCCUCUGGGUGACGUUGGUCCUGAAAUCACUUCGAGAAGGAUGGGCAGAUGGUGACACACUCCCCUUGCUACUGGAAAAGGUCAACUCAACGCCACCUGAGCUGGACGACCUUUUCAGGGAGCUGCUCAUGUCAGUGGCAGGGGCGAACAAACAGCGGGCUUACUUGAUGAUGGCUAUUGCAUUGAGGCUCAAAGACGUCAGCUGGAACAUGUCAACAUUGUUCUGCUUUUUUGUGACGGAAUUUUACACUCCUGGAUUCGCCAAUGAAAAGGAGGACCUCCUAUUGGACCAAUCUGACAAUGAUGAGCGCAUUGCGACGGCGCGACGCAGGAUCAUGGCUUAUUCGAAAGGUCUUCUCGAAGUGACUGAGCACCCAGUGAGAGUUUUUGUUGAGCCCCCAGUGAAUGUUGUGUUUGAAACCACAGGAGAAGUUUUGUCUGAACACACAGGGAAAGUUACCUUUGCUCACCGAUCUGUUUGCGACUUUCUCAAGCAAGGGAAUAUUCGAAACCUCAUCCAGGAAAAGGUUGACAGUUCGGACAUUCACAAGGCGAUAUGUCUAUCAUAUCUGGCCGAGUUGCGCGCGCUAAAACCUUUUCACUGUCACCCAAGCCCACUUCUCUCCAUCUGCAAAGCCGACUGGAGAGACGGCAUGACGCCAUAUCUUCUCGACCGUAUUGACGAAGAGAUUUCCCAGAUGCAGGGGAAUAGUCGUCCCGAAGCAAGCUCAUUGGCGACACUGGAUGACUUUUGGCCCAUCAUUGAUCUGCAAGAAAACCGAGAGCAGGAGAGUUCUGAGAUUUUGACUUGCGAAGCAGGGAGAGAAGGCUUUCUUGAGUAUGUCAAAUGGAAGAUGAACCGCCAUCCAUCUCCCAUUGACAGCGAUGAGGAAGCAGUCAGGCUUUUUGUUACCUGCAUGCUGAGCUGGCUGGAUUCAGGAGACCAGGGAACCCUGAGCAUCCUGGAAUUCAUGCUGGACUCUCGACUCCCGCCAAAUGCGCCGGGCGAAGGAUGGACAAUCUGGCUAGUGGUUCUCAUGGCUCUCAUUGAUUACAACUUGAACCUCUCAGCCAGGUCCCCUGUGCGGUGCAGCCAGUUGAUCGAUAUAUUCCUCCUCAGAGGUGCCGAGACCAGGAUCUCCUUUAACUGCGAAAAAGAAGAAGAUAUGCGCUUAAGGAGAAGACGAGGCAGACACUUCAGACGAGGAAGUCGGGGCGGUUACAGGGUGGUUCUAUGUGUGGGCAAGGAGCGAAUUUGCUACAAGGUUUGGCAACCCUUGUAG